GCAGCGCCGCUCCCGGAGAUGCUCCUGGGGCUCCUGAUUUUUUGGGGGGUCCUGCCCCCCCCCGCCGCCCCCCAGCCCCGCUUCUCGCCCGAGGCCUGGCUGCAGCAGUACGGGUACCUCCCUCCCGGCGACCUCCGCUCGCGGCCGCGCGCGGCGCCGGCCUCGCUCUCGGCGGCGCUGGCGGCCAUGCAGAGCUUCUACGGCAUCCCCGUCACCGGCACCGCCGACGCCGAGACCAUCCGGGCCAUGCGCCGCCCCCGGUGCGGGGUCCCCGAUAAGUUCGGGCCGCAGGUGAAGGCUCAGGUGCGGCGGCGCCGCUUCGCCCUGCAGGGGCUGCGCUGGGAGCAGCCCGAGAUCACCUACAGCAUCCAGAACUACACGCCCAAGGUGGGCGAGGCCGCCACGCGCGCCGCCAUCCGCCGCGCCUUCCAGGUGUGGGCGUCGGCCGCGCCGGCGCUGCGCUUCCGCGAGGUCCCGUACGCGCGCAUCCGCGCCGGCGCCGCGCCCGGCGCCGACAUCAUGGUGCUCUUCGCCGAGGGCUUCCACGGCGACGCCACGCCCUUCGACGGCCCCGGCGGCUUCCUGGCGCACGCCUACUUCCCCGGGCCCCACAUCGGCGGCGACACGCACUUCGACGGCGCCGAGCCCUGGACGCACCGCGGCGACGACCUGAGCGGUAACGACCUGUUCCUGGUGGCCGUGCAUGAGCUGGGCCACGCCCUGGGCCUGGAACAUUCCAGCGACCCCUCGGCCAUCAUGGCGCCCUUCUACCAAUGGAUGGACACCGAGGACUUCGAGCUGCCCGAGGACGACCGGCGCGGCAUCCAGCAGCUCUACGGUGAGACCGGCCGGCAAAACGGGGAGGA
Vidua chalybeata is the source of this 866-nucleotide messenger RNA. Its product is annotated as matrix metalloproteinase-14-like. Lineage: Eukaryota; Metazoa; Chordata; Aves; Passeriformes; Viduidae. The transcript has 5 exons. Gene Ontology annotation, molecular function: zinc ion binding; metalloendopeptidase activity. The record is from RefSeq and is a predicted model, not a curated record. Gene Ontology annotation, biological process: skeletal system development; collagen catabolic process; zymogen activation. Gene Ontology annotation, cellular component: extracellular matrix. The annotation marks the transcript as partial.